Molecule: messenger RNA, 4182 nt
Organism: Sinocyclocheilus rhinocerous
Lineage: Eukaryota; Metazoa; Chordata; Actinopteri; Cypriniformes; Cyprinidae
Product: serine-rich coiled-coil domain-containing protein 2-like
Exons: 10
Coding region: 266-3232 (988 amino acids)
Biological process (GO): microtubule bundle formation
Cellular component (GO): microtubule cytoskeleton
Molecular function (GO): microtubule binding
Source: RefSeq, a predicted model, not a curated record
UGUCAGCUGUUUUCAUACAGCAUGCUCUCAUGCCGGCAGGACGUUACUUCACAAUAACAUAGAAUGCGAUGAGAAGAGCUAGUCUUCCUAUGCAUGGACAACUGUAUAUCUCGACUAAGCGUUGGAUCAAGUGGAAGCAGUAAACAGGCGUGACUCCUGUGGUGGAUUUCCACGCCCAGCUGUAUUCGCCUUCAAUCGGAUGAAAUCGUACAGGCGGCCGCUCAGAUAAGUUCUGUCCUCACAUCCAUGGUGGCGAACCUAUCUGAUGGAAAGGAAGGCUGUCAAACAGCUCAACAUGGUCUCCAGGUUGCCCAAGUUUGCUUCCUGUCCCUCAGGCAUCACCAUGACCGCCUUUCCCCAAGGAUCUGCCCCAGAGUCCAAAGGUGGACCUCUAGUCAGGCACAAUAAUUUGACACGUCUACAAUCCCUAAAUUGGAGAAAGGGUGAAGAGGACAUUGGUAAUAAAGUUCAACACUCUGACAGCUUGGAUGAGGAGACUAGUGUAACACCAGUGAUGGUGACUAAAAAGCCUUCCCCUGCAGCUGCAGUAAAAUGUAAAAGUGCAGUCCCCACUUCACAAAGUAGUUGCCCCAGGAGCAUACCCCAGCCUAGCAAAACCUUUCCCUGCAUGACUACUCCGAAAUGCCUCUUAACAGGGAAUCCCCUGAAUAAUGACAUGGCUUCUCAGAAUGGAGUAAGUGUUGGUAAUGGGCAAUGUGGCUCCUCAGGGCCAGGUGUUGGUCAUGUAUCCCAACAAAGAACCCUGCAGAGCAAACUAUCCCUGUCCAACGACAGCAUCAAGUCUGACUCUAAAGACAGCAUAGUUCGCUCUCAGAGUUUCACCCACUCCAAGAGGGCAACAUGCCCCACCAACCCACCUAUUACCCGUUCCUUCUCCUUUAACAAAGCUACAGAGCUUGCUAAAGAACUUCCCAGACCAUUGGCACAGUCUCCAGUAGCGAAAUCAUCCCUCAUACAGCCAAAUACAGUAUUAUCCGAAGAGAAAGUAAAUAAAUACGGAAUUCCAAGGCCUGCUGUAACUACUAGCACUCAUCUUUUGCAAACGAACACAAUAAAGAAAUCCCUUUUACCCAGCUUUUCAGGUAAAAAACCUUCUGUGCUCAGUUAUAGACUUACACGUCCAACACUAACCAAACAUCCCCGCCCUGUUCUCCUUGGAAUUGUCCAAAAAGACGCAGAAUUGAGUAAAAAUGUCCAAGACACUACAAAGAUAGCAGAAACCAGUUCAGAACCAAGCAGCAACAUUGAAAGUAUUGAAACUUCCCCAACUGAGACUUAUUUUAAAGCAAAGGAGGCUGAGGGGAGUCUGGGCCCCUCCUUGGAGGAUAUGUCACUAUCAUCGUCCUCCUCUGUGGAGCACAAUGACACUAGUGAAGAGUACAUGGAUGACUUUGAUAAUCUCGGGAAUGGAGGUGAGACCCUGCUGCCUGUCCUCAAUGAGGGGUUAGACCACUUUGGACUAUGUAAAGAUGACAACUCUCUAAUUAGCGAGUGCAAUGAGGAAUCAUCGGUGACCAGCCUGCACACCUUCUUAUCCGAAACUGUUGACUGGGCAGGGAUGGGCCUCGCAGCUGGUAAAGAUGGCUUUGAGCAUGAGACGUUGUCUCCUUUAGGUGAUUUUCCUCAUGGAUCGUCUUUGGACCUGUCACCCUCAGACAGCUCUGGAGGGACUUACAUGUGGGACGAGGUGGGAAUGGAGGCACUGGGAGGCUCUGGACACCCCUGUGGAAGCUUUGACUCUGAUCUCAACAGCAUGGACAUUCUCAACAACCUGGAGAAUGUGGAGUCAUGUGACCUGGAGGAAGAGGACCUCAUGUUGGAUUUGGACCUGUCUGAAGAUGCAUCUUUUGUUGUAGACACUGAUGGGACAUCACCUUAUGAAUGCUCUGAAAAAGAUGGCUGGCCAACUCAGAGGAGGAGACGGCAGCAGCUCUGGGGCAGGCAUGAUCAGUUCUGCCGUAAAAACAGAAGUGGCAUUUUGCAAUCGUUUGAUGGGCGCAAGGAACAGGGGCUGGAGAGGUCAAGGUCAGACCAUGUGACAUUGGAUGAGUUGACUCUGAAACUCAUGACUCAAGACUGCUCUUCUGUCAAAGAACAGCUGCUUCUACUGAAGACACUGCUUCAGAUGGAGACAGAUAGUUCAGCUGAAGAUACUUUAGAGGCUAAUACUCCAUCAUCCACCGACCAAUCUUUACUUGAUCAGAAGGUGGAGCUGCUCCUGAAAGAGGUUCAAGAACUGAGAGAUGAGCUCAAAAGCAAAGAGAGGAUGAUCGCUGAACUUUCCCAGCAGCUGUCUUCUCCAGUAGAGGAUAUGCAGUGCCGCUGCUUGCAGGGCUCAGAGUCUAACAAGGAGUCACCGGAGCACCAGGACAAGGAUACUCAAACCUUGUGGAAGGCACAUAAUUUUCAAAUACUACAGACUCCCAGAUUCUUACCCAACAAGCUCCACAACCAUGAAGGACUUUCAAGUCCAACCUCUUCAGAGGCCCCUUGUGACGGUUUGGAUGCCGAGCCUGGUCACCACCCACUGAUGCCCCAGUCCUGCUCCCCAGACCUACAAAGUCCCAUCACUGUUAAGUCUACCCCAAACUGUGCUAUACCAACGGUAACUAUAUCUGCUGAUAGCUCUGCUGCCUUCUCUUCCAGAACUUUUCAGAGCUCUGAUCCUGCUGAGCUUGGCCUCAUGAGCAGCCAGGUUAAAAUCAAUGAGCCAGCAACCCCACCAGCUUCUGCCAGCUUUUGCUGCAAGCUAGAAAGAGGUAUACAAAAACUUCCUUUGAGAAGAAGCAAUUUUUCAACUCUACAGCCACCCACUUCUAUUAAGAGAACUUCGACACUCAUCAAGCCCCAGGAAGUACAACGGGUCAGUGUGUUUACCGGAGCCCUGGGUAGGUUUGGAGCCACAGGUCUAUCCAGAACAAGACAUCAACCUUUAUCAGCUGCCGGACUGCUUUGCAUCAACCCAGCCCGACAAACUACCAUGCACAGCACCACUGCACCAAUAUUUAACCAACAAAAUCAAGGGUGCAGACAGUCUUUAUUGCUCAGAAACAUAGAAAGCAGUUUGCCCAGAGCCAGUGCCCCCCUCCAGCCCAAACAUUCCCGCCUUCCUAAGCCAAAGGCAAUUUCUUCUCUACCAAACCCUGUGGCUCAGCAAGGUCAAACAACAACCUCCCCUGCUCUGCCUUCUCAUAUGCUUCCACAAUUCUAGAUUAGCUAAGCAGGGCUUUGGGCAUCCCACCAGAGUGUAGAAAAUCUGCUUCUUAAGGCCCUGCUUGUAAGGCACCAGUCAAGUAUCCUGGCAGUUAUGCUUACUAUGUACAAAACAUGACAUAAUGCGCUAAGUUGUAAGAGACACUACUGUCAACCUUGUACCUAUGCACCUUGCAUAAGAUAUUGCUCCUUUGAUAGAUUAGCAAGGCACCACUUCUCUAGGAUAACGACCAAAACCAAGUAGAGUGUUGUUAUUGCUCCCACAUGAGUUUUUUUUGUAUUGCUCUCAUUGAUUCUGUUGAGAGAGACUUGCUAUUUCCUUUCUUAACUACCACCACUGUAUGUGCACCGCGUGGGCCAUGAUGAAGGGGUGCCCACUGAGAUUUUCAGAGGAGCCGUCUCUUCCAAUUGCUUCUCUACCCAUCUCUCUUUGUACCUUUGUUCUUUGCCACUAGCAUGAAGAUUGUGUCCUGCUGGAAUUGGCCUCCCACCACCGUACCUAAUGAGAGCAAGUUCUGGAAGCCAAGUCAGUCUUAACAGCAGAAUGAGUUGUAAGGCCAUGAACAUAAUGUAAAAUGGAAAGAAAAAAAAAGGAACAUUAGCCUAUACAGUGUGGGAGUUUGAAAUGCAAGGUUACUUUGUAGUGAUUUCACCAAGUAGGACAUGUUUUUGAUUGAUACAACAGUUCUUUCUGGUCCUCGAAUCUGAUUGGCUGAUAAGAGUGUGAUAUUAGAGUCCAACUUAACUCCAACAGCCGUUUCACCGUUUGUAUCACUCCAUCCCUAAACCUACCCCUUACAAUAAUGCAAAAAUAGUAAUUAUUGUUGUACAGUGUGACAAAAAUUACACUAUAUUGAUGUGCACAUGACCAUUAGCCACAGCUGUCUCCUUUCUAGCCUUAAAGGGAUAGUUCACCCAAAAAUGAAAAUUUGAUGUUUAUCUGCUUAC